AUGAGUGCCAAUGAUCCAGGACAUAUCAAUAAUCUUAAUGAAGAUCAAGAAAAAAAUCUUAAAUAUUUUUGGAUUUCUCUUAUUGAGAAAAUAACAAAUGAAUCUAAUGUAACAUUAGAGAAGUUUCUUGAUUCAAAACAAGGAAAAGAAUUAUUCUACUCGUUUUCUCUCGAUAAUCCAGAUGUUGUUUUACUACGAUUUCUUCGAGCAAGAAAGUGGAAUAUUGAUCUUGCUUUAGAACAGCUGAUUGAAACAUUAGAAUGGAGAACCAAAUCAAAUCUUGAACAAUUGAUUGCUAAUGGAGAAUCACAGCUUCAUUACGGAGAAAUAUUAACCGGUAAAGCAUUUUAUGUCGGUUAUGAUAAAGUCGGUCGGCCAAUAAAUUAUGUAUCUACCAAAGAUCAUAUUAAAGGUCAAUUUCCACCAGAAGCAACAGAAAAAUAUACUAUACUUGCUAUGGAAGUAGGUAGAAAAUUGUUACAUAGCCCUGUCGAAUCUGUAACAAUUAUUCUUGAUAUGAGUGGCUUUUCUAUGAGAAAUAUGGAUUAUCAACAUGCGCAAUUUCUUGUUAAUCUUUUACAGAAUUAUUAUCCAGAAUCAUUAGGUAUUGCAUUAAUUGUAAAUGCUCCCAAAUUAUUUUAUGGUUGCUGGCAUAUCAUUAAAUCAUGGUUAGAUCCAGUCGUCAGGAAUAAAAUUCAUUUUCUUAAUAAUCUUGAUGAUUUAACUGAAUAUAUUGAUUUAUCAAAUUUACCAAAACGAUUAAAUGGUAAUCAACAAGAUUUCAAUUAUAUACCACCAACAGAACAAGAGAAAAGAAUGUUUUCUGCAUUUCGUAAUGAUUUUCAUGGAAUUAAAAAAGCAAAAGAAAAUUAUCAGCGAGCUUCAAUCAACUAUCUUCAUAUAACAUAUGAAUGGGCUCAGAGUAAAAAGGAUCAAAAUAUUUUAGAACAAAGAAAACAGGCGACUGAACAAUUGCGAGAUGCAUAUGAACAAUUUAUGCCAUAUAUAAGUUCGAAAACACAUUGUCAUAGAAAUGGAUUCAUUAGUGAACCAAUAUUUGAUAUAACUUAUCAAAAAAUUCAACAAGAAAAUCAACGAAAAGUUGUUCAUUUCUAA
Messenger RNA from Rotaria socialis, 1116 nucleotides. The record is from the annotation of a GenBank genome assembly. NCBI's taxonomy places the organism in Eukaryota, Metazoa, Rotifera, Eurotatoria, Philodinida, Philodinidae.